Messenger RNA from Anguilla rostrata (American eel), 4923 nucleotides. RefSeq names its product EBF transcription factor 3a (gene ebf3a). The transcript has 16 exons. Gene Ontology annotation, molecular function: DNA-binding transcription factor activity, RNA polymerase II-specific; RNA polymerase II cis-regulatory region sequence-specific DNA binding. Lineage: Eukaryota; Metazoa; Chordata; Actinopteri; Anguilliformes; Anguillidae. The record is from RefSeq and is a predicted model, not a curated record. Gene Ontology annotation, biological process: regulation of transcription by RNA polymerase II. Bases 572 to 2374 code for a protein of 600 amino acids.
GGCUCCCGGGAAAGGUUCCAUUCCUAGGGGAUAGAGGGCUGAGUUUUGUAUGCUUCCAUCCAUUCUGCAAGACGCUAAAGGCCCCUCAUCAACCUCUCCUGUGUCCGGGAACACCUCCAUGGUAAUCAUUUUUUCGUUUAUUUGUCUUUUGGAGCAGGAGCGCCUUGCCAGAAGUGGUCGAUUCAGCAGUGUCCUGAAGGUUUUUUGAUGCUGUUCUAGAAGGAUGACACCACACUGAGAGCAUAACCAAAACACAAGUUGCUAAAUUACUUCUUUUUUAAUAUUAUUAUUAAAACAAAAACAAACAACUACAACAAAGCGCAUCGCUAGUUGAGCGACUUCUCCGACGGAAGGAUAACGAUCCAACUAGCUGCUGAAGUACAGUAGCCUACUCUGUGUAAAUUGUUUAUGUCGUGCCAACACAGGACGGACUGAAGAAGGAAACAGGACUUGUGAACUGGGCUUUCUUUCCACAGAUCACUCAAGAGCAAACUCAGACUUACCUUCCAAUCACCAAGGAAAAAAAGAUUUCACAUUCGAUAGGAGCUGGUUUUGCACAAAAACUGUUUUAAUGUUUGGGAUUCAGGAAAAUAUUCCGAGAGGUGGGACGACAAUGAAAGAGGAACCGCUGGGCAGUGGGAUGAAUCCGGUCCGAUCGUGGAUGCACACAGCUGGGGUAGUGGAUGCUAACACAGCCGCCCAAAGCGGUGUAGGUUUGGCUCGGGCACACUAUGAAAAGCAACCGCCAUCCAACCUCAGAAAAUCCAAUUUUUUCCACUUCGUCCUGGCUCUGUAUGACAGACAGGGACAACCCGUCGAGAUCGAACGGACAGCUUAUGUGGACUUUGUGGAGAAGGAGAAAGAACCAAACAGUGAAAAAACUAACAAUGGGAUUCAUUACAAACUACAGUUAUUGUACAGCAAUGGCGUCAGAACAGAACAGGAUCUUUUCGUACGACUAAUCGAUUCCAUGACAAAACAGGCUAUUAUUUAUGAAGGCCAGGACAAAAAUCCGGAGAUGUGCCGAGUCCUUCUUACGCACGAAAUUAUGUGCAGUCGGUGCUGCGACAAAAAGAGUUGCGGCAACAGGAACGAGACUCCCUCGGACCCGGUGAUCAUUGACAGGUUCUUUUUAAAAUUCUUCCUCAAGUGCAAUCAGAACUGCCUGAAGAAUGCAGGGAACCCCCGAGACAUGCGCAGAUUCCAGGUUGUUGUAUCCACAACAGUCAAUGUGGACGGCCAUGUCCUGGCUGUCUCGGACAACAUGUUCGUACACAACAACUCCAAGCACGGCCGAAGGGCUCGACGUCUCGACCCUUCAGAAGGUACGGCUCCUUAUCUGGAGAAUGCAGCUACCCCGUGCAUAAAAGCCAUCAGCCCCAGCGAAGGGUGGACCACGGGCGGAGCCACCGUCAUCAUCAUCGGAGACAACUUCUUCGACGGCUUGCAAGUUGUGUUCGGGACGAUGCUGGUAUGGAGUGAGCUGAUCACGCCCCACGCCAUCCGGGUACAGACUCCGCCCAGACACAUUCCGGGCGUGGUUGAGGUCACCCUCUCCUACAAGUCGAAGCAGUUCUGCAAAGGGGCGCCCGGGCGGUUCGUCUACACCGCUUUGAAUGAACCAACUAUUGACUACGGCUUCCAGAGAUUACAGAAGGUCAUUCCAAGGCAUCCAGGUGAUCCAGAAAGGUUACCUAAGGAGGUGUUACUGAAGAGAGCCGCUGACCUUGUGGAGGCUCUGUACGGAAUGCCCCACAACAACCAGGAGAUUAUUCUGAAGAGGGCGGCUGACAUCGCGGAGGCCCUGUACAGCGUACCCCGCAAUCACAACCAGAUCCCGUCCCUCGCCAACACCGCGUCCCACGGAGGCAUGAUGGGAGUAAACUCCUUCAGCAGCCAGCUAGCAGUCAACGUCUCAGAGACAUCUCAGGGUAAUGACCAGGUGGGAUACAGCCGCAACACCAGCAGCGUCUCUCCACGUGGGUAUGUACCCAGCAGCACCCCACAGCAGUCCAACUACAACACAGUAAGCAACAGCAUGAACGGGUACGGGAACGCGGGGAUGCCCAAUUUAGGGGUUCCCAGCUCCCCGGGAUUCCUCAACGGGUCCUCGGCCAACUCCCCCUACGGCAGUAAGUAUCAAGUAGUGCCGUCGAGCCCUACCAUGGCAGCCUCUUCGGUCAGCCUCUCUUCAAACUGUAGCAGCACACACGGCAUUUUCUCAUUCUCACCUGCCAAUGUCAUCUCUGCAGUGAAACAAAAGAGCGCCUUUGCUCCCGUUGUCAGGCCCCAAGCCUCUCCACCUCCCUCUUGCACCAGUGCAAAUGGCAAUGGACUUCAAGCGAUGUCUGGGCUGGUUGUCCCUCCCAUGUAAACUGCACUUGCCUCUCUCAAGCCUCGAUCUUCACAAAACGGGCUUCAUGGGACCUAUUUAGUACAUACGGAAGAUUCUGGUCGAAUCAGUGUCAUCAAUCAUGAAUAUAAUCAACAACAAAUUCUGUUAUUCAGAAGAAAAAAAAAAAAGAGACUUUCUUUCCAAGAUCUUAUUCAAAUGAAUAUGAAUUAACAUGCAAGCGACUUCUUUCAUGAACAAUUCCAUUUUAUUGACUGAAUUUCUUGUCAUAUUUUCACAUUUCUCAGUCUUGAAGAAAAAAAAAAAUGAAGGAAAAAUGCCUAUUUUGUAUAAACGUUUCUGGUUACAUCUUGGCUAUGUCUAGUUCUUGUUCUGUAUUGGGAGAAACUCUGUGGAUGCACCGUUUGAUGAAAACACUGAUGAAAAAUGCCUCUGAACUUGUUUCUCUUAAAUUGAUGCUCAGAAAUUGGCAUCUAUAUAAUGUGAAUUUAUUUCUUUUUUUCUUUCAUUUUUAUGUUUGUGGUUAGAAUAAAAGGGGGCCAAGAAAGGGUGAGCCAUUGAACUGGAAAUAAUAGAAAUAUAUGAUUAAAAAAAAAACAAAACAAAAAAAAAAAACAAAAAAAAACAAACAAAGUAAAUAAAACUAAAACUGUGGGGAGGGGCAGAUGGAGGUAGGGAGAUUUUAUCAUGCUUACUUCAUCUUAAAAAAUGAACUUUGUAACUUAUUGUAGUUAGAAAUAGUAACUUUGAUAUUGCAAAAAUCCUUCUCUUGCCUUCAACAAGCACACUGACAGAGAAAAACGCUACUGUCUGUUGGUUAAAAAAUAUACUUCCACUGCUAGAGCUUCCUGUUUAAGCAAGUGUGAUCUGCAAUGUUUUUCAACUUUUUGCUAGCACUGUAUACUAUUGCAUUCUUAGGCUACUGUGAAGUCUAUGUUUCUUGUACCAGAAAGUUGUCCUUUUACUUCUAGCUCCUUAUUCCCUGAUGUGUUUUGUAUGUGGUUAUACGAUUGUAGACUUUUGUGAUUUUGCCAAAGUUGUAGCUAAAUAUUUAUACACUUGUCUUGAAUUUUUCCAGAUCCACUUAAAUAUUUAGUACAGAGUUUUAUUCCUUCUAAAAUGACAAGGAGUAAAAUAGUCUUAUACAUUGCAACACUUUCUUUCACAUUACACACUUGCGGUCACUAAGGGAAUUUUUGUAACAUAUCAAUUAUAAAUAGUGUAUUUAUCUUUGAAAUUUUGUAUAUUGCUUUCCAUCAUUUUAUUUGAUCUUGUAUGUAUUGUUUGUCAUAGCCUGACAUUGUGAUGCAGCACAGAGCGUUAAGCCAAGAAUCAUUGCCUACAUCUGCUUUUUUUGUAUCGAUAGAUUGCAAUGUCCAUACAUUUCAUUUGUAUUUCUGGAAAUUUUGUUACUUUGCUGAGACUUUCCGUCCAUUUCUUUUAUUUUUUUUUUUAUUUUGAGGAAAAGUCAAAUUCAUUGUUUAUUUUUAUAUUAUUUUUUAAGUUAUGUAAACAAAUACUUUUUUGAAAUAAAAAAAUGUUUGUUGUAUAGUCAAAUAAAUUGUUUGUGACACAUGGCUGUAAUAAUACUAGUAGAAAAUGUGCAUGUCAAGCCACCUUUGGGUGGAAUGAUUCAAUUUGUGGUUGUAUUUUCUUUUCUAUUUUUUUGUAGAAUGUAAAAACUCAUUUUGAUCUGCCACCCAUGACUUUGCCAUAUAGCUUAACUGUGUUUACAGGGAACAGAAAUCAAAACAUCUAAAUUUGGAAUGGAAUCGUAAAUCAAUCACUAAUGUUUAUUAAAAUUUGUCAAGAAAAAAAAAACAAAACAAAAAAAAAAAACUCUUAUGAUGCCUUUACAGUGGACUUCUUGAGAGUAACCUUUUUUUUUCUCUGUCGUUUGAAUGACAACUUUACACCACAAUUGCCAAUCAUUGCUCCAUAAGGAUUAUCAAUGGUGUAAAAAGCACAAACAUUUUUUUUACUAAAAUAAAAAAGAACUAUUGUGACCCCUCACCUUUUGGACUAUUUUUUCAUUAUUUUUUUAUUGUUUUGCUGUAUUCUGCAAACCAGUAUGAAAGUCUGAGAAGUGUUUAAAGACUAGAAUUUUUAUAUUGUAUCAUAGAAAAUGCCAGGAUUUAAAUGUUAUAUAUUGUACACUACAUUUUGUAACAAUUCCAAAAAAAAAGUACUGUAGCAUCAUCGUAGCUAUAUACAUAUGGCCAUUUUUGUUGCUUUUUUUCUGAGAUAUUCAUUUUCCUGACAGUGCCAAAUUAACAGAUCGAGGCAAGUGACUUUAAUGUAUUUGUUUUAUUAUUAUUUUCUUCCUUUUUAUCUUUUCCUUUGCACUGAAGCCUUUGUAAAAUGGCAUGUUGUAAUGUUUUGCAGACUACAGCAUUAAGGCUCAAACGAAAAGAGGCGUUCCUCUUUGCCAAACUGCACACAAGUUUUAUUUUUAUUUUUUGUCUUGAGGACGCGAGGGUGGGACCUGUACGAAUAUAAAUGAUGAAUGGGCAAUGCAUUUGCUUGGUGAUAGCUCAACAAGGCUGAGAGGGGGAAAAAAAACAUAAGAA